Molecule: messenger RNA, 4276 nt
Organism: Mizuhopecten yessoensis (Yesso scallop)
Lineage: Eukaryota; Metazoa; Mollusca; Bivalvia; Pectinida; Pectinidae
Product: cilia- and flagella-associated protein 97-like
Exons: 2
Coding region: 101-1648 (515 amino acids)
Source: RefSeq, a predicted model, not a curated record
GAGGAAGUGACGUCAUCAGUUGCUAUCAAACAAGCAGGUUGGCAUGUUGUUUUGACAAGGUAAGAAUGAAAAUCAGCUGGAAAUAACGAAAGUAAGCGUUAUGGCUGUCGUCGGUGGAGUGACGGACUUUACUGCCGAUGUGUUUGAUUUCUUUGAUACACCACGGAACGAGGAUAAUCGCAUUCAAGAGAACACAAAGCCGCGAAAGGCAGCAGGUAAUUCUGGCAACGAACCACAAAAAUCAUCCAAACAUGACGCUUUUAAUGCACAAAAGAGUAAGGCACAGAGAAGCAGGCGAUCACAUAGUGAUUCUGACUCGUCUCAUUCGAGUGACAGUGACAGUAGUGAUAUAGAUACAGAUUCUGUUGGUAGUUACAAACGUGACAAUCGAGCGAAAAACGGCAAAGCAAGCCCGGGGGUGGUGGUGAAAGGAGAGACUUACAGUGAUGAUAGCUUUACAGACAGCUCCAGUGCUUAUUCGGACGAUUCGACGGAUGGCGAAGAGGAUAUCAUAGAGACGGAACGAGAGAGAUUCAGACAGAAAAACGAAUCCAAGGAAUCUAAAUCCAACAGACCUUCAGAUUUACAAGUACACAAAACACCUGUGCAUGAGGCAGAUUCACCCUCAAAGGAGGCAUGGUCGACAGGUGGCAUUCGCAAAGUGGAAAUACAUCCAUCAAGGUCUGAUAUGGAAGAUGAAGAUGAUCGUGGUAUAUCUGUUUCUAACCGAUCCAGACCUAAGAGUUCAAAACAAAGAAGUCGAGGAAUCAGUACGAGUAAUGAACGUUUAUUUCGUGAAAGGUCUAAGUCUGGUUCAGAUAGUGAAAUGACUGAUGUUUCCCCAUUACCAUCGCCUAAACACUCUCCACGCUCACAUAAUGGACACGCUAAUGUGCAAUAUGAGGAUGUACCUAACAUAAAGCUAGAUAAUAAACAGUUGGAUCUGAGUGUUCUAAUGGAUGCUGUUCAGGAAAUUGAACAAGAGCAACAACGACGGGAGAGGCUAAAAUUAAACUCACGCAGGGUAAUGUUUGCACCUCCCAAAGCUAAACUGACAUCUGAACAUGGAAACUUUACGUAUGACCAAAGUCGUACUCAAACCAUAGAGAAGGAAAAUCAGAGACUGUUAAAGGAAAUCAUGAAGCAUGUAGGUCCAAAGAAGAAACAGUCUCAGCGGGUAAAAGCAGAGCCAUUCAUUCAGCGACUGACACCCUCUGCGGUGAACAGGAAGCGGGAACAGCGCCGUAUUGAGUCAGAUAACAUGCAAAUGUUGCGUCGCCUCCAGACCACCCAGUCAACACGAGGGAUGUCACGAGACGAACAGCUGACUGACUACAAACGUACUGUCCUGUAUGGGGUUCCUGUUGCAGCCGUCCAACCAUACGAAGGCUCCAUGGGUCAGCGCACACGCAGCCUCACAAGUGUCUUCAGCAGUACCACAGGCUCAACCAUGCACAGCAAGAGGUCCAGACCUUGCAGUGCCAAGUCCACAACCAGCACCCUCCGUCCAGGCAGUGCAAAGUCCAUCAAUAGUUUACGGCCUGGCAGUGCAAAAUCAGUGCGUUCUAUGUGCAGCAGUAACCGUUUGGGUAGUGCUAAAUCUGUAGUUAAUCGUCCUGUCUGGAACGACCGCUUUUCUUAUGCCUAAAGUAUGGCUGAAUAGCCAAUAUCAUCAUUGCCUGUCUGUGUUGCACACCCCAUAGUCCUUAUCCCUGGUGCAUUACGGAACUUAGUCAUGUAGUGGUAGCUAAGUAUUUAUAUGGUAACAAUGGUAAAUGUGUGUACUUAGUGAUCCUAUAGGAACCUGGUAUACCGGUUGUAUCAGUGCAACAAGCAUGUACGUUUCCAUGCCAGGAAUUGAAUGUCACAAUUCUGGCAGCCACUCAGCAAUUCCUGUCAGGUUAUUGACUAAAGGUAGGCCCAGGCCUCCAGGUAGAAAUCAAGGUAAUUACCAAGGUCAAACCUUGGUUUCUCAGUAAAGAAAUAUCAACAAGAAAUAUUCCUUUGGUCACACCAAAUCAUGUUGCUGGCCAGUGUCUUGACACUGGAGUGGUAGAUUUUUGUUUUCUGGAUUAGAUCCUUGAAGGAAUCAAUUGUUGAUGUUUUCGGUUCAAAAGUUCACCAGAAAUUUCCUAGCACAAAACCCAAGUGGCCUUUACUUUGAAUAAAAGAGAAAUACCUGUUGCUUGUUGUAAUUUAUUGUAUGUACUUCAAUAUUCAUUUGAGUGAUCGUGUGGCAUUACUUACAUUGUGAGUUCUGAGUCUCGUUUGAAUGUUGUUAGUGGCAGCUGGGUGUGAUUGGGUGUAUGAGUGUUGUAUAUUGUAUCUUACAUGAUGUACACAGUGAAACUUUGUUGUAAUGUUUUCAAACUUUGUUGCUGGUGCAAAAAGUGUAAGAAGUAAGAUAUAUGUAAAAAUGUUUACCAUUGAGCAAAUGUUUAUACACAGCAAAUAUUUUUAUAAUAAACAUGUACAGUAAUUUGUAAAUUUGAAACAAAUUAGUUUAAAUUUACUCUGGAUAUAUCUGAAAUAAUACUAAGCAGGAUCUUUAUGUGUAUAUAUAUAUAGAAAUAGUUUAAGUGUCAUGUUACAUGUAGAGUUGAAUGUGUUUUGACGGUUACUAUAUCAUAUGUACCUGUUUCUCCAGAAACAUUUGGUGUCUUGUGAUUAUGUACUUGGAGAAUAUAUUUUGAUAUUUUUGCUCCUACACUGAGCCUACAGAUGUUUACAUUGCUCCUACACUGAGCCUACAGAUGUUUACAUUGCUCCUACACUGAGCCUACAUAUGUUUACAUUGCUCCUACACUGAGCCUACAUAUGUUUAUAUUGCUCCUACACUGAACCUACAGAUGUUUACAUUGCUCCUACACUGAGCCUACAGAUGUUUACAUUACUCACCCUUGAAUACAUAUGUGUUGAAUUCUCAUACAUACCCUGUUAUCACUCUUACCUCCAUUCUCUACUUUACUGACAAUUAUUUUCAAAAUGCAAAUUACUUUUAUUUUGGUAUAAGAACUCGAUGAAUUUCAGUUAUUUAUCUUAAAGACUUGCUCAAGACUGUAUGUGAUAUGAUUUUGUUAUCAUUACUUAUGUUAUGCUUUACUUUUAGAGUAUUCAAUGAUGAAGAUUCUUUGUACAUAUAUAUCAAAAUACUGCUAUACAGUUUGUGCUUCACAGUGUCAACUUUCUGAGUAUGCAUAUAUGGUGAUUUUAAAUAGGAUGUAUUUGUCAUAGUCAGCUUUCAACCCAUUAAGGACAGAUCUGUCUCCAUCAUGAAAUAUUUCUCACCAUCAGCGGUCCUGUUACGGACAAAUCAUCAUAGCAAUACUUUUGUUGUACAUAAUAAUUUACUAAGUCCUUGUGUUACUGUUUACAUAUCUCUUUACAUAAGUCGUAGCAUUUCUAUUGAUAGGUGUUUGAUCCUGUAUUCAACUGUAAUUAAUAUUAAGGACAAUUUUGUAAUAAUGUACUCUGUGAUAGCUUUGUACAUCACAGUGACCUGUCAGAGAUUGUGAUAUUUUUUUUUACAUCACAGUGACCUGUCAGAGAUUGUGAUAACUUUGUACAUCACAGUAACCUGUCAGAGGUUGUGAUAACUUUGUACAUCACAGUGACCUGUCAGAGGUUGUGACAACUUUGUACAUCACAGUGACCUGUCAGAGAUUGUGAUAACUUUGUUAUUCACAGUGACCUGUCAGAGAUUGUUAUGACUUUGUACAUCACAGUGACCUGUCAGAGGUUAGUAUUGGUAGAUAACAUUCACUUGUGUUUAUUUUGUCUGUUUAUGCUGUAGUUAUAAUUUCUGUAGAUUUCUAACCUACCAAACAUUGAAUUUAGUAUUGAAAUACACUUUACUGGUGGAAUUUUUAUUUGUCAAAUUUGGAGAUGUUGUCUUUAUUGUAACUUAAUACACAAUUUCUGCAUCCCUGUUCUUCUAUGGCUAUCACAAGCUACAAGGUAAUUGUAUCUCACAGCAACGGUUGUUCAUUUCGAUAAACCAUACAAAACCAUAAGAUAUUCAUAUCACUCAAUCAUACUAAACCCAUAUACUUUUUUGUUCUUUUAAGAUUAUACAUUCGUUGGCAGGCUUGAUAGAAAUUAAGGCAUUUUAACCUUCAGCUUUAUUUCCUACCCAUGAUAAUUAUUAAGUCUGCUAUCUUUCAGUAGAACCAGGCUCAUUGUAUGAAGGAAAGAAGCCUGCAGGUUUAUAGAACUUCUUGCCUAUCAUAACUUGGACAUUUACUUAGAAUUCAAUAAAAGUGGAUUUCCUACAGAA